UAGAAUGAACUGUCUCGUUCCGAAUGACCGCCGGCAUCAUCAUCAUCAUCAUCACCAUCAUUGUAGGCUCAUCGUACGAAUGGUGGUGGUGGUGUAUCGUUAUCGAGAUUGUACGCGGUCUCUCCCGUCCACUUUCUUCUCGCUUUCCUGUUUUCUCUCUUUUCUUUCUCUCUCUCUCUCUCUCUCUCUCUUCAUAAUUCCCA
This is a messenger RNA of Aspergillus glaucus CBS 516.65, 203 nucleotides long. RefSeq lists its product as uncharacterized. The record is from RefSeq and is a predicted model, not a curated record. The transcript is spliced from 2 exons. The coding region runs from base 24 to 197 and encodes 57 amino acids. Lineage: Eukaryota; Fungi; Ascomycota; Eurotiomycetes; Eurotiales; Aspergillaceae.